Molecule: messenger RNA, 1908 nt
Organism: Monomorium pharaonis (pharaoh ant)
Lineage: Eukaryota; Metazoa; Arthropoda; Insecta; Hymenoptera; Formicidae
Gene: Tbca
Product: tubulin-specific chaperone A
Exons: 2
Coding region: 1478-1834 (118 amino acids)
Biological process (GO): post-chaperonin tubulin folding pathway; tubulin complex assembly
Cellular component (GO): microtubule cytoskeleton; cytosol
Molecular function (GO): beta-tubulin binding
Source: RefSeq, a predicted model, not a curated record
CAUCACAUCUCUCCCUCGUGGACGUAUCAAUCGACGGCGGACGCGCCAGUGUGACCACACCACCCUCGCGUCCUCUCCCUGUCUUUCUCUCUCUCUCUUUCCCUCUUUCUCUUCUACCCUCACUCACUUCCCUCGCCCUCGCGUUUGCUCCCUCUCUUUCCGCCUUGCCGCCGCAAAACGACACGUCUCACGUUACAACGUAUACGGCGGUGCGGCACUGCGCUCUGCGGAAGCACCGUCGGAGUGUGCGGCGCGGGUGCACACGUACGGUACGGCUGCGCGCGACGCGAAGUCAGCCGCGAGUCGAGGCGGGCCGGGCGCGCCGCUCAGGCUCGCCAACUUCACGCGGCGCCUACGAGCAAGCAGCUUCAGCGCGUCCAGCCACGUCCCUACUGUGCGACGAAUCGAAUCCUACUUUAUGCGAAAAAAUAUCGAUAAAAACGAUAUGCGAUGAAUGUUUCAAUUUCUCGAGUUUGAUGAAGAGGCAUGCUUUCCAAUUUUAAUUAUUUCCCAUUGUGUACCAUUCUUUUUAUAAUUACGUAAAUAAAGUAUAUGUUUUACAUAUGUAUAUCACAAAUACGUGAAUAGAAAAUAAAAAUAAUUAAUUAAAACACAUAAUUUAUUUCAACAAACAGCGCCAAAAACGUUUGAUAUAAUCGCACUAUCAAAAUAGACAUUCAUAUUUCCAUCAAAUCUAAUAUGAAACGAAUGUCUCCUUGUAAAGUGAUUCUGAAUCUUAACCUGAAACGCUCAACACGAGCAAUGCAACAUCGUAUUCUCUUACAAAGGCAUUAUAUAAACUCAAGUAUAUAAAGUGCAGCUAUACCUUUCUUCGUUAUCGAUAUAGUUUAGGCGCCUUCCAGGAGAUUAUCGUGUCGCGGAUUACCUCAUAAACACUUUUACGUUUAUAAACGUCCGACAUGUUCUCAUUGGACGAGACGCGAUAACCGCCGCGACCCGGUGGAAGCGAGCAACGCGAGGGCAAAGGAUGCCAAAUAACAAUCUUACCGGAUUCUUGAUAACGACGAUCGCGCGUAUCCCGCUGCUCGCCGCGCGAUAAAGAGUCCGACGCAUUUCGCUCGUUUAUAGAUCGCGAUAAAAUUCACGCGCAAACUCCCAACGAACGCCGAACGAAAGACCGCGCCGCCGGCUGAACAUGGCUGCGAAAUAUCGAUAUGCAAACGUUAACGACCUCUAUAAUCUCUAUUCUCUGUUUCUGUCGACAAUCGAAAUCGAAAUCGAGAUUUCUCGACGGACGGAUGAAGUGGGCGCACGAGCCGACACAUAACCCCAUCACGUCGCAUCGCGUCGUCGAUCGUACAGUUUCAUUUCUAUCGACUCGUCCUUGCCUAAUAAGGUAAAAAAAAAAAAAAAAAAAAACACGGAGACGACUCGACCCCUCAACGCGGUUUCUUCGGUCCCCUUCGUUGAAUCGCCUCUCAAAUAGAGACGAAGCGUCUGUUUCGAAACAUAAAUAAUGUCUGAUCCGCGCAUAAGAACUCUCAAGAUCAAGACGGGAGUGGUAAAGCGCCUUGCAAAAGAGAAGAUUACAUACGAGAAGGAGGUGGUGCAGCAGCGCGAAAGGAUACAAAAGUUGAAAGAACAAGAUAAAGAUGGCUACGACAUAAAGAAGCAAGAGGAAGUGCUUCAAGAGUCUCUUAUGAUGGUACCAGACUGCCAGAGGCGUCUUGUCAAAGCAUUUGAAGAACUCAAAAAAAUUCUGGAUACCGAGCAAGACUUGAAAGAAGUAGAAGAUUACAUUGAGGCUGAAAAAGUGCUGCAGGAGGCGGAGGAGCAACUGCCAAAGGAAGGAGACAUCCUGCAGAUGUGUUAAAAGUGCUCUUUGAUGACUUUUGCUAAAUUAUUUUUUUUAAUAUUAUCUAAUACAUUUUCAUUUUUCUUACCUUU